Messenger RNA from Procambarus clarkii (red swamp crayfish), 621 nucleotides. It is a transcript of the gene baf, whose product is annotated as barrier to autointegration factor. Gene Ontology annotation, molecular function: DNA binding. The record is from RefSeq and is a predicted model, not a curated record. NCBI's taxonomy places the organism in Eukaryota, Metazoa, Arthropoda, Malacostraca, Decapoda, Cambaridae.
AGUAUAUUGUAUGGGUGGGGAGAGGUGGGUGGAGGAGGAGGGUGAGAGGAGAUAAGAGGGGGGAGUAGCGGGAGUGUGAGCAAGUGACGGGUAAGUGUGAGUGCCGCCGCCACCACCACCAGGGACCUCUCACUCUCCGCCUCACGCUACAGCCCAUCAUGUCUUCAACAAGUCAGAAGCAUCGUAAUUUUGUGGCAGAGCCCAUGGGAGAGAAGGAGGUGACAGAAUUAGCAGGAAUUGGUCCAGUACUAGGUGACAGACUGUCCAGUAAAGGCUUUGAUAAGGCAUAUGUUGUUCUUGGUCAGUUCCUGGUAUUGAAGAAGAACAAAGAGCUUUUCAUGGAUUGGCUGAAGGACACGUGUGGAGCCAAUGUGAAGCAAGCUGGAGACUGCCACCAGUGCCUUUCUGAUUGGUGUGAAGAAUUUUUGUAAACAUAACUAUUUAUAUGUACUGUAUGUUAACUCUAGAAAUUUAUAAGCAUGAAAACCCCUGGAACUUUACAAAUUAUUAUUUUAGUUCUCAAAAUGGUUAAUUAAAUUGUUUUUUAAUAUAUCAAAUUAGACUUUUUGUAAGAGUUUUUAAAACAUGCAUUGGUAAAAUAAAAAUGAUUUCCGUUAUAAA